AUUGGGCUAAUUGGCACCGGCGUAGGAAUACUGAUGGAAAAGUUGGGAGGUGUGCUGCAAGUGGUGGUUAUGUUCAGUGGGAUCAUAUGUGGUCCGCUAAAUGGCAUUUUUCUUGCUGGCAUCUUGACCCCGUGGGUCAACGCCAAGGGCGCCAUGGCUGGAGGACUCACCGCAUUUGUUUUGAGUGCGUGGGUAGUUGCAGGCAAUUAUAUGUAUGGAUCAGCGCCACGGUACCUGCCAUUAUCUACCUCGGGUUGUCCUGUAAACCUGGCUUCUCUUGACAACUUCACUGUUAUCUCCUUCAGUAACUUUUCAGCUACAGACUCUUUCAUAAAUAAGACAGUGACGAGGGAGUACCUACAGACCAAUUCAACGCUGAGUGACUUUUCAACACCCACCACCGUCCAAGGGUGGUCAGUGAACAUCAUCUAUGAGUUAUCUUAUUGCUACAUUGGAAUGAUGGCAGUAGUUAUAACUCUCAUAGUCAGCAACGUUGUCUCCUUCUGCACAGGUGCACUGAGUCCCAGCUGCCUUGUCCCCGGAGCUGUGAGUCCUUCCUGUGGACGUCUUCACAGGUGGUUGUGGAGUAUCUUCAACAGUUCCCACACACACACAAACAACGUUGCUCACAAAGAAGACAACGAACUCCAGCAAGAUAAAGCUUAAUUAAGUGAGGCAUUUAUCUAUUACUCAGAAACCCAUAUUUUAACAAUACAUCUGAAAAACAGGCGGUCGUGUUCAAUACAGAUUUUUAGUCAGUACAAAACGGUAUAAGAUGCCGAAAAUUUUGAAAAAAGAUAGGUGAAAUAUUAGUACCUUUAAAUAAACUUACAUAGUGACAGACGUGAGGUUUAAAGAGUAGAGAUUGAACAGUUCUGUGAGCUGCCAGGGGCUGAGGGACUGAGCUGACUUGGGCCAGUAGGCUCGUUGUAGGCCGCCUAAACUCUAUUAGGUAAUGGUGGUGUUCUGAUGGUAAAGAAUUAACUUGUCAAUGACUUCUGAAAUCAUAAAAGUGCCAGUGUUCUGGACAACAGUGUGGUGGUUGCAGUCAAAUACUUUCCAGACAUCGUCUUCUGGUUAGUUCCUCUUCCCCGAUGACAAGUCUGGCUUCGUUAAAUUUCAUACGAUGGUCGUGAGUAUGUCGUCAGAUGACGCACAGAGCUCUACUAUAUGUAUCCUGGAGGUUUCUCGGAAUUUUCCCCAAGUUAAUGGAUGACACUCAAAGAUAAAAUUCUCCACAACCACCACAUGGGAUCACGUUCACACUUCCUUCAAAACCGGUUGGUCUAAAUGUUUUCUCCUGUACUAAGUCUUGUAUCUUGUGGAUGUCAUCGUGGUUACCUUAAUGUUGCUCCUAGCAAGUGUGCUGGUGAUGCUGGUAGGUAUCUUACCAUCUGCUAGAACAAACAAUCUGCCAGACCAGCGUUCCUGCCUAGCUGAGUGAAUAUUUCCAGUGUUUUCCUUCUGCAAUCAUUAAUAAAGUGAUAAGGAUAUUGGAACUGUGUGAAUGUCUGAUGAAUGUAAGAACAUUCAUCUUCGAGAACAACAGAGCUGGAAACCUUCACUAUGAGAUAGAACCAUAUGAUCACUCCUCUCUUCCACCUGUUUUCAGCUGAGAAAAAUAAUGCACCAAGUCGUCUUUACUAGUUGGUUUUCUUUAGGGUUUACAGGAAAUCAACUAAUAAAGACGACUGACUGCAUUAUUUUCCACACCACAACGCCAGAACAGAGGAAUGGUCUUCAGUUUUCACCUCAGAACAUACAAGAUUUCAAGCUCAAUUUUUCUCAAAGAAGUAUGUACUGACAUUCAUCAAAUAUUCACACAUAUCCAAUUUUCAUCUAAAUUUAUUAAUGAUCGCAGAAGGAAAGCAUUGGAAAUAUUCACUCAGCUAGGCAGGAACGUUCGUCUGGUAGAAUGUUUGUUCUACCAGUUGGUGAGGUAGCUACUAGCGUUCCCAGUAUACAUAAUAAUAAUAUCUUUGUUUCUACACGUACAUGUACAAGGUAUACAGUCCUAGCUGACAUCAAUGACGUACUACUAAACAGAAAGCCGCUUGUUAUGCAGAGCAUUCCGGGCAAAUUAAGUCAAUGUUGUCCCAGGAUGCGACCCACACCAGUCGACAAACUUCCAGGUACCCAUUAUACUGAUGGGUGAAGAUAAACAUUCGGUAUAAAUAAACACGCCCAAUGUUUCUACCCUCGGUGGUAAUCGAACACAGACCCUCGCCGUGUGAAACAAGAGUUUUACCCACCAGGCCGCGGGGUACCUGUUGCUAUGAGCAACAUUAAAGGAGCCACGAUGACAUCCACAACGAUAAAACACUUAGACAAAGAUAAAAUAUUUAUAAUAAUAAUAUACAAUAAUAAGAAU
Messenger RNA from Cherax quadricarinatus, 2371 nucleotides. The record is from RefSeq and is a predicted model, not a curated record. Lineage: Eukaryota; Metazoa; Arthropoda; Malacostraca; Decapoda; Parastacidae.